Messenger RNA from Mycena indigotica, 651 nucleotides. RefSeq names its product Proteophosphoglycan 5. Lineage: Eukaryota; Fungi; Basidiomycota; Agaricomycetes; Agaricales; Mycenaceae. The record is from RefSeq and is a predicted model, not a curated record. The coding region runs from base 1 to 651 and encodes 216 amino acids. The transcript has a single exon.
AUGUCGUCGUACCACCACCACCGAAGAUCCGAGUUUAAUUUCUGGGACAAGGGUGCUUCUCUCUGCGUGCGGGCCCCGUACGUGACCGUACUCACAAAGAACAUUAGCGUUAUGACGGUGUAUUGCGACCGCUGCGACCGCUACUUCCCUCACUACGGUGCCCUCGCGCAGCACGAGCGGGCGUCGAGUGCACACUGGCUCUGCGACGACUGCGAGAUCGACACGACGUGGACGGGGCUGAAGGAGCACUACGUCCAGAGCCGCAGACACUUCUACUGCCAGCACUGCGACGAGCAUUUCGACGAUGGCGGCGAGCUGGCGGAACACAUGGACGACGCACAUUUCUACUGCUCUUCGUGUGAGCGGGUGUUCAAGAACGAGCAGGGGCUGCACGAGCACUGCCGCCAGUCGAGCGUGCACCACUACUGCACCCCCUGCCGCCGGCUGUUCACCUCCGCAAACAACCUCAACGCGCAUAUGAACUCGGCGCUGCACAAGCCACGCACGAUCACGUGCCCCGGCCGCGGCUGCGGGCAGUCCUUCAUCAACGGCCCGUCGCUCGCCGCGCAUCUCGAGGCGGGCAGCUGCGCGGCCGGGCGCGAACCGGCAGUCGCUCAACCGCUACAUCCGCGCAGGACACGCGCAACGUGA